GAAUUAAAUAAUUUUGAUCAUUAUAAAACAAAUAUUGCUUGUUUAAAGGAUUUGAAUAUUCAUCCUGUUCGUGUUACGCAUAAUUCAAGUUCAUCGUUAAUACGACACUUACGUUGUGUACAUAAAUUAAAUACUUUUAAAUCAAAAGAAAAACUUGUCAAUCGAUCAACUACAAAAGAAUCUCAUUACAACUGA
Messenger RNA from Rotaria sordida, 195 nucleotides. NCBI's taxonomy places the organism in Eukaryota, Metazoa, Rotifera, Eurotatoria, Philodinida, Philodinidae. The record is from the annotation of a GenBank genome assembly.